Messenger RNA from Camponotus floridanus (Florida carpenter ant), 3158 nucleotides. Its product is annotated as WD repeat-containing protein 63-like. The record is from RefSeq and is a predicted model, not a curated record. The transcript has a single exon. Gene Ontology annotation, molecular function: dynein light chain binding; dynein heavy chain binding. Gene Ontology annotation, cellular component: inner dynein arm. Bases 1538 to 3049 code for a protein of 503 amino acids. Gene Ontology annotation, biological process: inner dynein arm assembly; cilium movement involved in cell motility. Lineage: Eukaryota; Metazoa; Arthropoda; Insecta; Hymenoptera; Formicidae.
UGUGUGUGUGUGUCUGUGAAAUCUUCUUGGAAACCAUAGUAAAUAGUAUUGUUUAAUCGAUAUGAAGAACCGUUUGUGACUAAACUGUUCUCAUUAUUAUUUGUUGUCGUUACGAACCGCGAGAAUGAUGUUGACGAAAGUAGUAAAAUGCCGAUCGAGUUGGAUUCUACACGACGAAAAUAUUGAAAAUGUGCAACACAUUAGCCUCCCUCCUGAAGUUCAACGAGAACUAGGUUGUUUAGUGGGCGAACAUGUAUUUCUCGAAUAUCCUUGGGCUUAUGUGUCACGAGAAGCUGUUUUAAGAUUUGCCAAUGUAACGGGCUCAUCGCUGGAACCAUAUCGAGAUAAGAUUGAAGUUUAUAGCGGCGAUACUUUCCUCAUAGGUUAUUCAUCAACUCGAUUGAUUGCUUGCGAUUUUGUCAUCUGCUUGACGGAAGAUGCAAAGUCAGUGAUAGCAAAAAGAAACACUGACAUUAGCAAAAGAAUCUGGAAUGAGAUUAUCCAGAAGAUCAAAAGGACUGGUAGAUCUUGGAAGUCUCUCGGAAGUGAAACGGCAUUAGAUGGAAAUGUGAUCAAAAAUACGAGAGAAUUCUUUGAGAUGCAAGUAUGCCUUCCAAUUAAGUCUUUAGGUUUGAAUCGAAACCUCCAUGACAGAUUUUCGAAGAAAUCUUGGGAUAGUUACGUAGAAUUAAUUCCAUAUGAGAGAUUCGAGAAUGUUGACAAGAAAUGUAUUUCUAGGAUGAUCCAAACACACUUUAAGCCUCGUGAAAUCCAAGUGCAAACUUAUCCCGGUUAUCCCAAGAACGCCUGGACUCAAUAUAUCUAUGAAGAUACUCUAAAGCUGGAUGUUGAUAAUAGUGAAUUUGGAGAAAAGGAAAAAGAAUCAGUCGAAGGAAAGUCGGAAGAGUUUGAAGAGAAAAGAGAAAACGAAGAGACUAAAGAGAUGUUUGAUAUCAAAGUGGAAAAGAAACCAGUAGAGAACCAAAGCUUAUUAGCACUCUUUUUGGAAGAUCACGCAAAAGUAAUGAUUGAUGCGGUAUGCUAUAAUACAGUCAUAAAUGUACACAUAGACGAUAUUGAGACGCUUGCACGGCAAGAAUUUGAAACAAUUCGGCUGCGAGAUGAGAUUACUUAUGUGGAACGAGUCUCCCUUGUUUAUUUGAAUUUGACGAUAGGAAAGGUUAUCUCCGAUGUUUCUUGGCAUCCGUGUUUCAAUGAUUAUGUGGCUAUUUCUUAUGUCACCGUACCAUUACACAAAGUCACCCAAUUUUCGUCAAAUAUCGAGUAUAACUUUGUGUCAAAAACGGAACCGACAGUAUUAUUGUGGUCUCUCACCGAUUCUCUUUGACCACGAUUGUUAUUGCGAUGCGACCAGGAAAUUUAUUGCAUCUCCUUUUGUCCAACGAACGGUGAUUUUGUAAUCGGCGGUUCCGCGUCCGGACAAGUAAUCAUUUGGAAUAUUCAUGAACAAAUAGAAAAUCAAGCAAAUGUCAAACUCGAGUUUUUUAUUCAAGAUGUUACCGUACCAAUAGCGGGAAUGUCUGAUCGAGAUCAUUCGCACGAGCUGCCAAUUCGUCAAAUACAAUGGCUUCCUAGUAAUUACAGGAUAGAACCAUCCGGAAAAUUAACGAAAUUAUCCACUUGUUCGAGUUGUCAGUUUAUGACAACUUCCGAAGACGGUACCCUUGCUAUAUGGGAUCUUUUAAGGUACUCCAUUAUCUCCCAGUUGAAGCCAAGUGAUUGCAAAAAUCUUGAUGAACUUUUUCGACCGACGUAUCGAUUGAAUGUUCGACCUCAUAACGAUCCAUUUUUCACACCUCUUUAUCUAUGUCUUUCAUCAGUCAGCGUUUUUCAAGAAGGCGAUAAGAGUCAUGAUGAAUUAGAUUUUAUGGAUAAAAAUGACACGAAGAGAUUGUGGAUUGGUACGGCGCAAGGACACUUCGCUUGCUGCACCUGGGAAAGCCAGAUGUUCGACGUGGAAACGUCCGGUGUAAACGAAUGCAAACUUUUAGAUUGCACUUCCGCGCAUGAUGGUCCCAUUGCAGUGAUUUUACGAUCACCGCAUUUUUCGGACAUUCUGCUGACGAUGGGCGGUCACGUUUUUGCUAUUUGGAAAGAUGAUUAUUUAAACUUUCCAGUGUUCAGACGAAAAUCCGAUUGCACGUAUACCGCAUGUUGCUGGAGUAAUCGUCCGGGAAUUUUUCUAAUGGGUACGAGUCUAGGCGAUCUGGAGAUUUGGGAUAUCGAAAAAAGAGCAAACAAACCGGUGCUCACGCAGACUAUAUCGAAAAAGCCGAUAACUCUCUUGUCACUUCGAGUAUUGUGUAAACAAGACUUUAAACUGAUUGGUGCUGGUGAUUGCAAUAGCGCGUUUCGUAUUUUUGAAGAACCAGCAGAGAUUAAGGAUGAUAUACUUGAAAAGGGAGAUUGGUUUGAAGAGUAUGUAUGGAGGGAAAUAAGAAGAAAAAAAAUUUUUUCUUCGUGGCAGAAAAAUUUUCUUCAAAACGACGCGACUAUUAUUACUAGAAGACAAACAAGAAUGGACGAAGAACAUAGAUUAAAACUCGAAAUGACAAGGAUAAAACUUCACAGAGAGCACGAGGAACGAUUAAAAUUGGAAGCUGAAGAGAAAAUACGCAAAAUGUCAAAAUCUAAAGAUAUUAUAUGGAAAUUGCACCAGCAAGAUACGAUGAAAAAAGUUCUUUUAGAAAAGAAGAAAUUUGUACCACAAGAAUUGGAAGAAAAAAGAUUACCGCUGAUUCGUUUAACUGAAGAAAGAAAUCUAAAAAUGAACAAAGGAAGAAACGAAAUUGCGCUUCGAGACAAGUAUUUUGAUGAUUUUGUUUCUCUCGAAUUCUCCGACUAUGAUUUGGAAAAAAAGAACCAAAACUCAAAACAAAGAUAUAAUAUGGUAGAGGACGAAAAGAUAAUUGAUAUAUAUUUGCAAAAAUUUUAUAAAAUUAGGAACGAGACACGAAAGAUAAUGGCGGAGAAAUCAAUUUCAAAAUUCGCACGCAUAAAGGCAAAAAAGGUUACAAAAAAAUUGUAAACGCAAGAAUAGAAAGCUUGAGAAAUUCUCUUGAGAAAAGUGAUUUUAAAUAUAAUAAUUUAAGUUGUAUGAAUUGAUGAGAUAAUUCGACAAAUAGCAGGAAAAUAUU